Messenger RNA from Saccostrea echinata, 747 nucleotides. RefSeq lists its product as uncharacterized. The record is from RefSeq and is a predicted model, not a curated record. NCBI's taxonomy places the organism in Eukaryota, Metazoa, Mollusca, Bivalvia, Ostreida, Ostreidae. Bases 6 to 659 code for a protein of 217 amino acids. The transcript is spliced from 6 exons.
AAUUAAUGAAAAAGAUAUCCAUACUCUUGUAUAAAAUAACAUUUGAAAAGGACAAAAAUAUGAAAAACUUGGAAUUGUUUUUCAUUUUGACACUUUUUUGUACUAUUUGCGCGGGGUCCAGGGGAUUAAGAUCUACUUCAAAAGUGGAGAAAGUUAACCAAAAAGCAAGACGAUGCUCAAGCAAAGCGAGAACCCAUCAUCUCGAUGACAAUUCAAAUGAAAAGCAGUCAGACUCGAGGGAGUCCAAAGAAUCCCAAGGAUCUGACGAAAAUAGUUUAAAAGCAGACAAAGCGUUGACGAUCAGUAAAGCUCAAAAGAGUGUGAAUGUUGUUGAUACAGACACAAUGACAAUACCAGAAGAAGAGGAAUUGCCACAUAUAACUGACAUGAAGCCAAUUUCACCGGAAACAGAAUGCCCAGAUAAGGCUGAUGAUAUAUGUUGGGAUAUGGAGGAACAUUGCAACGGUCCCAUCUUUAAUAUUGUGUUGAGGUGGGGAACCUAUUGUGAAAGUGAUGAAGAUUGUAAAGAGGUUGAUCCAUGCCAGAGUGGAAAAUGCUGUGAGAUUCCUUGUGAAAAUGUGCAAAAGAUGUGCCGGUACCCAACAAAUUAUCAUGAUCUUGCGAAUUCUUUUAGUCCAGAGCGGCUUCGGGAUUCAUAAGAACUCAAUGAUCAAGUGCUUAUACGGCAAAUAAUUGAAAAUUUCUUUUAUUCAGAGUUGAUAAUAAAAAGUUUUCUAAUUGACGACA